GUAUCAUCAGCCCCGACACGCAGCCCCUACUACGCGACUACUCACCCUCGGGCCUGACUUUACGCUCUUGACAACAUUUGGCGACGUUGUACAAUCACCAGCUGUAAUUCUUCGCACCCUCAACCGCCACCAUGAUCAAACACACCAUGAUAUCGCGGCUCGAUGGCCUACUCUUGACAGCCUCGGUCGAUGAUGAGCAGAACGAUGCCGAGUUCAACGAGGUUAAGGGAAAAGUAAAGCUUGUGCAGCGACGCCUAAACCGUAACGCCGAACAACAAGCAAGUAUAGAGAGCGGCAGCUACACUUACCACUACAUAAUCGAAGGCGACCUCUGCUUCCUCUGCAUAUGCGACCGUUCCUACCCGCGCAAACUCGCCUUCACAUAUCUCUCCGACCUCCAACGCGAAUUCACCACCACAUACCAACCGCAGCAAUACCUCUCGCCCACAUGCCGACCGUACGCCUUCGUCGAGUUCGAUACCUUCAUCCAGCGCACAAAGAAGACAUACCAAGAUUCGAGGGCGACACAGAAUCUGGACAAGUUGAACGAUGAGCUGAAGGAUGUUACCAAGGUCAUGACCAAGAACAUUGAGGAUCUGCUGUAUCGAGGAGACAGUCUGGAGAGGAUGGGCGAUAUCUCGAGUCGGUUACGGGAGGAUAGUAGGAAGUACAAGAAGGCUGCCGUGCGCAUCAACUGGGAGCUGUUGUUGAAGCAGUAUGGACCUAUCGGCGGACUAGCCUUCAUCAUCAUCGUCUUCAUCUGGUGGAGAUUCUUUUAGACACAUGCAGUGAGUCGCUACUUUCAGCAUGUACCAAGGAGGGCGUUUCUUGGCACCGUCGGCGUUAGAGGCGCAUACAUUGCCUAGGAACGGCGAAAGAUACACAGCAAUACCCAAGCUUCAGCUUUUCGUAUACAAUUCUGAAUAAAACCCUGGUCCUACAUACGAUGUGAAUGCUUGCGCUGUCCAGAAGACAAGGAUACCCUUCCAAGCUUCAAGCUGUGAUUGGCUACAAGCACAUCGUGAGCACU
Alternaria rosae is the source of this 1030-nucleotide messenger RNA. Its product is annotated as Longin-like domain-containing protein. Gene Ontology annotation, molecular function: SNAP receptor activity. The coding region runs from base 132 to 779 and encodes 215 amino acids. Gene Ontology annotation, biological process: vesicle fusion with Golgi apparatus; endoplasmic reticulum to Golgi vesicle-mediated transport; retrograde vesicle-mediated transport, Golgi to endoplasmic reticulum. The transcript is spliced from 5 exons. NCBI's taxonomy places the organism in Eukaryota, Fungi, Ascomycota, Dothideomycetes, Pleosporales, Pleosporaceae. The record is from RefSeq and is a predicted model, not a curated record. Gene Ontology annotation, cellular component: endoplasmic reticulum membrane; Golgi membrane; ER to Golgi transport vesicle membrane.